Molecule: messenger RNA, 556 nt
Organism: Toxorhynchites rutilus septentrionalis
Lineage: Eukaryota; Metazoa; Arthropoda; Insecta; Diptera; Culicidae
Exons: 2
Coding region: 40-519 (159 amino acids)
Source: RefSeq, a predicted model, not a curated record
UACUCACUGAAUCAGUUCCCAACGUACCAUCGCUGCAGAAUGGCGCACAUAAAGAGUUGUAUCAUCGUUGGGGCAUUUUUUGCGCUACUUGCAUCAAACGAAGCGAAAAUAGGAAACGAAAUUAAUCCAGUCGGGGCCAGAGUGGACAUAAUCGACGAUAUCGAGGCCUUUCAGACGGCCCACUCCCAUGUUCAGAUCACUCCACUGAAUGCCACCCGCAAUGUUCACCAGCAGAUAAUCUACAAACUCGGGAACCGGGUAGUCGGAGACCGCCUGGUUGGCACCGCCACCGACAGCAAAACGUAUCCCACCUUGAAGGACGUGACGCUAAACAUAGCGUAUCCCACGUCGGGAGUGGGCGCAAUCAUCACCUACGUGCAAAUCGUGGUCAACCAGAGCUCCAAACUGUACAAGGGAUACGUGGUGUCCGGCGGGAUCGGUCAGCGAUUCAUCCAAAUUGUGAUCGAAGCGCACAGUACACUGUUCUUCAAUUACAAUGCACAAAUUUUUGGUAUAUAAUCAUACGAUUUGAAUAAAGAACUUUUGUUGUGACUCA